AUGCGCCUUGGCAGUCGCCUGCCUAGCCGCGCCCUUUCCUCGUCGGCGCGGUCCAGCAGCAGCGGCAGCAGCGGCGGCGCCGGCUCGACGCGCACCCACAACCUGCUUCGCUAUGGCACGACGGUAGGCAGCGUCUCACUUGCGCUGCUGGCGAUCGACACGCUCCUCGCCCGCGAGGGCCGAGGCGUCCUCUUCCUCGACGACAGCGCAACCCGCAUCGCCGAGUCGCACGCUCAAGAGGUCGCUCGCGAGGACGAGUCCUACCAGCCCCACCGGCCGCUGCGCAACCACUCGCUCUCAAGGCUGAUCAACAGCUACGUCGUCUUCACCAUCUGCUCGUUUCCCUGGAUCGUCAACGCUGGGCCGGCCCUCAUCGACUGGAGCGCCAGCACCAGCCUGCCCUUUGUAUGGCCCAUCACCGAGUGGUUCGCUCGACGCACUUUUUUCCGGUGCUUUGUGAGCGACGACUCGGCAGAGGGCUCGCUCCCCGUCCUCUCUGACCUCUCGAGGGAUGGUCUGGGCUCGCUCCUCGUCUAUUCUGUCGAGGUCACAAAGGACGGCGCGCAGGGCAACGGCGACGACCACUCGUCGUCGACAUCGGGCAAGGCCGGCACCGGCCGCAGUUCGGCCAUCCACCGGCCGUUUGUCGACGAGCUGCUGCACAGCGUCGACGUGGCCGCGGAUUUCUCCGCUCUGCCUUCGACCUUUGGCGCCGCCGAUGAGGCCGAGGCCAAGCAGCUGGCCGCUCGUCCGGACCGAUCAGGCAGCACCUUUGUUGCCAUCAAGCUCUCUGGCCUGCUGUACGACUCGUCCGUCCUGGAGCGAGCCUCGGCGGCCAUUGUCCCGCGAGAGUGGUUCAGCUCGCCUCCGGAGCCUUCGCCGCCAGCGUCGAUCAACGCCUCCGGACCCUGCGGCGCCCUGGCAAUUCCGGUCGCUGCGCUGAAGCCCGAGGACGUCGAGGCCCUCAAGGAGCUCUGGCAGGCUCUGCGCGAGGUGGCCCUGCGAGCGCAGAAGCACGGCAACGUCCGCAUCGCCGUCGAUGCCGAGUACAGCUGGUACCAGCCGGCCAUUGAUGCCAUGUAUGAGGCCAUCGCCGCCGAGUUCAACCGCCCCGUUGGCAAGCCAAAGGACGGCGCCUCAGCGGCCAACCGCGUCACUGGCCCGCUCAUCUACAAUACCUUCCAGGCCUACCUCCGACGCACCCCCUCCCACCUCGCCGCAUCGCUCGAGCGCGCCCGGCUCAACGGCUAUACGCUCGGCGUCAAGCUGGUCCGCGGCGCGUACAUGGACAUCGAGAACGCCACCUGGUCCAACAAGAGCGUCGACACGCCGCCCGUGCCCGUCGCCACCAAGAGCAAGGCCGCGCCGCCCGAGUACGUGGGCUGGAAGAGCCCCGUCUGGCCGACCAAGGACCUCACCGACCGGUGCUUUGACGGAUGCGCCGUCCGGCUCGCCGAGGAGAUCCACCGCGACAUCGAAAAGGGCAAGCAGAGCGGCGCCGCGCCCCGGCUCGCCGUCAUCUUUGCCAGCCACAACACCCAGUCGGCGCUCAAGGUGACGCGCAAGAUGGUCGAGCUCGGCAUGGCCAAGCCCGACGCUAGUCUCGCCGCCGCCGCCGAGAGCAGCGGAGAGCCCUUGCCGCUGGUCAACCUGCAGCUCCAGGAGUCGAUUCGUGGCCGCAUCUUCUUUGCCCAGCUGUACGGCAUGGCUUCGGCACUGACGGCGCGGAUGCAGGCCGCCUUCGACCCCGACUCGGGAGGCGCCGGCCCCCAUAUCGUGCUCAAGUACGUGCCCUACGGCCCGCUGAAGCUGGUCAUGCCCUACCUCGUCCGACGGGCCGUCGAAAACGCCAGCGUCAUGGGCGGCGGUGCGGCCCGCGAGAAGGAGCUGGUUCGCAGCGAGAUUCUCCACCGCAUCGGCCUCAAGCGUUGA
This is a messenger RNA of Pseudozyma flocculosa PF-1, 1932 nucleotides long. RefSeq lists its product as uncharacterized. The record is from RefSeq and is a predicted model, not a curated record. Gene Ontology annotation, cellular component: mitochondrion. The coding region runs from base 1 to 1932 and encodes 643 amino acids. The transcript has a single exon. Lineage: Eukaryota; Fungi; Basidiomycota; Ustilaginomycetes; Ustilaginales; Ustilaginaceae. Gene Ontology annotation, molecular function: FAD binding; proline dehydrogenase activity.